AUGGCGCCCCUUCACCGCCGCACAUAUCUGGAACCCGCCGUUAUCGGAGGCAUCGUUGGCCUCGGCUGUCUAGUGAUAGUAGGAGCAUUUUGUACCGUCAUCUUCUGCGUAAUGUGCAGAAAACAACGACAGCGCAAAAAGGCCAUACGCAAAAUGCAGGAAGACCAGAUGACACCGUUCAUCGGAUACCAAUACACGGCACCAGCCGGUGUGCAAAGCAACUCCCAAGGAGCGCUAUUACGUCCACAGGAACUGGAUGUCCAAGAGCAAUACAGUGGACCUCAGGAAUUACAAGGGGGUAGGAGACUGGGCCCCCUGCCUCCCCAGCAAAUUGAUGGAUACAUCGCAGCACCCACUUUCGACAACGACAGACCACUCGAACUGCCUGCCGGCGCUGCAUAUCACGGCACAGACAUCAAACGUGGAAUUUACAGAUGA
Messenger RNA from Bipolaris oryzae ATCC 44560, 438 nucleotides. RefSeq lists its product as uncharacterized. The transcript has 2 exons. Lineage: Eukaryota; Fungi; Ascomycota; Dothideomycetes; Pleosporales; Pleosporaceae. The record is from RefSeq and is a predicted model, not a curated record. The coding region runs from base 1 to 438 and encodes 145 amino acids.